AAGCCCGAGGGGCGCGGCGUCUACCGGCGCGUCGACGGCGCCGUCUACGACGGCGAGUGGAAGGCGGGUGAGCGGGAGGGGCGCGGCGUCGAGCGGUACGCCAACGGCAACGGCUACAACGGCGAGUGGAAGGCGGGUAAGAGGGAGGGACGCGGCGUCUACCGGUGGGCCGACGGCGCCGUCUAUGACGGCGAGUUCAAGGCGGGUAAGAUAGAGGGGCGCGGCGUCAUACGGUACGCCAGCGGCGACGUCUACGAAGGUGAGUGGAAGGCGGGCUUGUUCGAGGGGCACGGCGUCUACCGGCACGCCGACGGCGACGUGGUGUCGGGCUUCUACAAGCAUGAUGCUGACGUCGGCGAGGGCGGGCGCGUCGCCAUGCAGUACGCGGCCGGCGACGUCUACGAAGGCGAGUACAACUGGCUGGGACUGUACGAGGGGCGCGGCGUCAUGCGGUACGCCAACGGCUACGUCUACGAGGGCGAGUUCAAGGCGGAUAAGAUGGAGGGGCGCGGCGUCUACCGGUACGCCGACAGCGACGUCUACGACGGCGAGUGGAAGGCGGGUAAGAGGGAGGGGCGCGGCGUCUACCGGUACCCCGACGGCGACGUCUACGACGGCGAGUGGAAGGCGGGUAAGAGGGAGGGGCGCGGCGUCUACCGGUGGGCCAGCGGC
This is a messenger RNA of Emiliania huxleyi CCMP1516, 672 nucleotides long. RefSeq lists its product as hypothetical. Lineage: Eukaryota; Haptophyta; Isochrysidales; Noelaerhabdaceae. The record is from RefSeq and is a predicted model, not a curated record. The annotation marks the transcript as partial. The transcript has 2 exons.